CUACCAAAGUGACCGACGGGCAUAAUAAGUGGAUGGAGGUUUGAGGUUUGCUGGAGAGAGGGAUCGGGGCGUAAAUCCGCGUCUCGUAUAAUUCACCCUAUCCACUCACCGCCUGAUUUACCCCUCCUCCUCGCGGGCUGCGGCGGGGGCGCUGCCCGGUCGCUUCGCCUUUUGUCACUAAAGAGGCCGAAAAAGGCGAGUUUCCAUCUUUGCCAAGGAACAAGAGAAAAGACAUGGCGAAGUCCCUGCCAUCUUCUUCUUCCACCGACAACAAAACCCACUUCCUCCUCCUGCCCCCGCUGCUUCUCCUCUUCCUCCUGCACCAGACCACUGCGAAAUCUAGCGCAGUGGCCGAACUGCCCUGCGGUCGAAAUGCAGAUGCAAAUUCAAAUGCAGAUGCAGAUGGUGGGGGAUGCUUGGUCGAGCAUGAUCUGGAUCUGGAGCUGAGCUCGGAGGAGAGCAGGCGGCUGCUGUGGGCUGCCACGGAGAAGAAGUACAUCAGCUAUGAGGCUCUCAAGGGGGAUGUGGUGCCCUGUUCCGAGCCCGGAGUUCCCUACUACAACUGCCACGUUUUCCCCAGGGCCAGUCCCUACACCCGGGGCUGCCAAAUCAUCAGCGGCUGCAGAGGCGACAGUCCCUAGAGGGAGGAAGGCAUCGACCACCAGGUGAGAGGAACAAACCCUAUACAUUUUGAUGUUGUAAACAUUAAGUUGUUUGCAAUGCCACUAUUUCUCAAGAGGGCUCAAAAAUUCUUGCCAAAUUUGAUCUGACUAGUAAUUAGAUAAAGUAAUGAUAUGAUGAUAUCCUUGGUGUUGUUGGUAAAGCUAUGAUCUUCCUGAUCGCCUUCAACCAUUUCACUGUGAAUAGAGCUUGUUCAUCAAAAAAUGUAAAAUAUGACAACUAUGCAUGGUGUUGCUUCGUGGAAUAGCUGCUCUUAGUUGUGAAAA
Zingiber officinale is the source of this 947-nucleotide messenger RNA. RefSeq names its product rapid alkalinization factor-like. The coding region runs from base 234 to 641 and encodes 135 amino acids. Lineage: Eukaryota; Viridiplantae; Streptophyta; Magnoliopsida; Zingiberales; Zingiberaceae. The record is from RefSeq and is a predicted model, not a curated record. The transcript has a single exon.